AUGCUGUGUCCUAAGAAGCUGCAGCUUCUCUCUUUCGCCCUCCUUUCUCCACACCUGUCCUCCGCCUUCUAUCUUCCCGGUGUCGCGCCAACAUCAUAUGAUCAAGGACAAUCGGUCCCACUCCAGGUUAACCGCCUAACCCCAGCGAUAUCUGAACUUGAUGAGCAGCUUCAUUCUGUUAUCCCCUACGACUAUUACCAUCCGGCUUUCCACUUUUGCCAACCAAAAGAUGGCCCAAAAGACGUUCGGGAGUCGCUAGGCAGCAUAAUAUUUGGAGAUCGCAUCCGCACCUCUCCUUUCGAACUACACAUGGCGAAAAAUGAAACUUGCAAGCCCUUGUGUUCCGAAGUGAAAUUUGACAUUAAGAGCAGCAAAUUCGUUAACCGCCGGAUAUGGCAGCAGUAUAAUAUUAACUGGUUGAUCGACGGACUCCCGGCUGCCCAGAUCAAUAUCGACGACCAAACAGAAACAGAAUUCUAUAGCCCUGGAUUCGCCCUAGGCUCUGUGGACGAUGAUGGCCAGGCAAUCCUUAACAACCACUAUAAUAUUUUAAUCGACUAUCACACAGUUAGCGGCCUAGGGAAGGGAAUUAAAUACCGUGUUGUUGGUGUCCUGGUAGUCCCAGAAUCGCGAAAGAACAACCAAAUUGUUAAUGGACAGGCGGAAUGCAACCAGAAUGGACCUCCAGUCGUUCUCAACGAAGAUGGUGAUACCACAGUUACAUGGACAUACGGUGUGUUCUGGAGAGAAUCAUCCACCGUGUGGGCAACUCGUUGGGACAAAUAUCUUCAUGUCUUCGACCCAAAUGUCCAUUGGUACUCCCUCAUCUACUCCGCUGUAUUUGUCGUGUUGCUUGUCGCGUUAGUGAGCACGAUCUUACUCCGCGCGUUGAAAAAGGACAUUGCGAGAUAUAACAGGUUGGAUAUGAUCACUUUGGACGACCUGAAUGACACCUCCGCGGCUGUUGAGGAUGGAAUUCAAGAAGAUUCUGGAUGGAAGCUGGUCCAUGGGGAUGUUUUCCGCUGUCCAAGGCACCUCCUUCUACUUAGCGUAUUCUUGGGCAAUGGCGCACAACUGUUCGUGAUGACUGGCAUCACAGUCAUUUUUGCGUUGUUCGGAUUACUUUCCCCUGCAAAUCGUGGGUUCUUAGGGACAGUGAUAUUGAUCCUUUAUACUUUCCUCGGGUUUGUCGGUGGUUACGUCGCUGCGAGGGCGUACAAGUCGUUCGGCGGCGAAUCUUGGAAAAAACUCAUAAUUCUCACACCAGUUCUAACCCCUGGACUUGUCUUCUCAGUAUUUUUCUUCUUAAACCUCUUCGUCUGGUUCAAGGGAUCCAGCGGCGCUGUCCCGUUCACAACCAUGCUCAUCACCGUUCUGAUAUGGUUUGUUAUCAGCGUGCCUCUUAGUGUCGCAGGCAGCUGGAUCGGAUUGAAGCAGCCGGCUAUCGAAGGCCCAACCAGAACCAACCAAAUCCCUCGUCAAAUCCCACCAGCGGUUGGCUCCCUCCGCCCCUUGCCGUCAACCCUCAUUACAGGGCUCCUCCCAUUCGCUGCUAUAUUCGUUGAGCUUUACUUCAUCAUGCAUUCCCUUUGGACGAGUAAAAUCUACUAUAUGUUUGGAUUCCUCUUCCUCUGCUACGGUCUCAUGAUCAUUACUUCAGCGGCAACUACAAUUCUUCUCGUGUAUUUCCUCUUAUGCGCUGAGGAUUACCGCUGGCACUGGCGGGCCUUCAUGGGUGCGGGGAUGACCGGCGGAUACGUAUUUUUGAACGCGCUUAUCUUCUGGGCUACACGCGUGAGCUUUGGCGGGUUGACGGGUGCGGUGUUAUAUUUGGGAUAUUCUGCUCUUAUAGCAUUUUUGGUAUUUAUAUUGACUGGCUCCAUUGGUCUAAUUGCGAGCUGGAUAUUUGUCCAGCGCAUCUAUCGGUCUAUCAAGGUUGAUUAA
Histoplasma mississippiense is the source of this 1944-nucleotide messenger RNA. RefSeq lists its product as hypothetical. The transcript has 4 exons. Gene Ontology annotation, biological process: protein localization to membrane; vacuolar transport. The record is from RefSeq and is a predicted model, not a curated record. Bases 1 to 1944 code for a protein of 647 amino acids. Gene Ontology annotation, cellular component: endosome; fungal-type vacuole membrane. NCBI's taxonomy places the organism in Eukaryota, Fungi, Ascomycota, Eurotiomycetes, Onygenales, Ajellomycetaceae.